This is a messenger RNA of Drosophila rhopaloa, 881 nucleotides long. Its product is annotated as protein YIPF6. Gene Ontology annotation, biological process: endoplasmic reticulum to Golgi vesicle-mediated transport. Gene Ontology annotation, cellular component: trans-Golgi network; membrane. Bases 95 to 769 code for a protein of 224 amino acids. NCBI's taxonomy places the organism in Eukaryota, Metazoa, Arthropoda, Insecta, Diptera, Drosophilidae. The transcript has 5 exons. The record is from RefSeq and is a predicted model, not a curated record.
ACGGUCACACUAUGGAUUAGCUGGCGUACUUAUCGAUAAAUACAUAUGUCGAUGUAAUGUAAACGUAUAUAUUUACCAUAUAAAAAAGAAACCGAUGGAUUCCAAACUAGAUAUGUUUGAGGACGUGAACACGUCGCCGAGUUUGGAGGGUGACAUGUCCAUUCCGGGGAAGAGGACCACAACUGCAACGAAUGCAAGUGGAGUGCCUGAUUACAACACUUUGGACGAGCCGAUCCGGGAGACAGUUCUGCGGGACAUCCGCGCCGUAGGCAUCAAGUUUUACCACGUGCUGUAUCCUAAGGAAAAGUCCAGUCUGCUCCGCGAUUGGGAUCUUUGGGGACCUCUGGUGCUGUGCACAUUCAUGGCCACCAUCCUGCAGGGCUCCUCCUCCGCCGACAGCAUGUCCGACAACGGACCCGAGUUCGCCCAGGUCUUCGUCAUUGUCUGGAUAGGAGCGGCCAUAGUCACACUCAAUUCCAAGCUGCUGGGCGGCAAUAUCUCGUUCUUCCAAUCCGUCUGCGUACUGGGCUACUGCCUCACUCCAGUGGCCAUUGCUCUCAUUGUGUGCCGGGUAAUCCUCCUGUCCCAUCAGACGCGGCUGCUCUUCUUUUUGCGCUUCGUGACCACCACAAUGGGCUUUGCCUGGGCCACCUACGCUUCCUUUAUUUUCCUGGGCCAGAGCCAGCCGCCACAUCGCAAACCCCUGGCCGUCUACCCCAUCUUUCUGUUCUUCUUCAUCAUCUCGUGGCUGGUCUUGUCCCACAAUUAGACCAAUUCGUGACGCUCCGCUUAGUGAUUAGUUCGUAAAGAAAACAGUGCACGUUCCAUAGCGUAACCAAAAACAAAAGUAUCCGAAAUCAAUUGUACAUUUCUUUAAGCUA